GCGAGCAAAGUGUACCCCACGAUCGGACCCUAUUUUCGCCGCACAAAAGUUUUGGCAAUUCCCAGAGGAUCCCGCAGCGCCCCGAUUUCUUGCUGACCCCGACGACUCGAGGCACCGCGAAAAAGCUCACCAUUCUUCCCAAGAUACUUGCAUCUCAGGAAGCACAUCAAGAUGGCUGAGCAACUCAUCCUCAAGGGCACCCUGGAGGGCCACAAUGGCUGGGUCACCAGCUUGGCCACCUCGAUGGAGAACCCCAACAUGCUCCUGUCGGCCUCCCGCGACAAGACCCUGAUCAUCUGGAACCUCACCCGCGAUGAGACCCAGUACGGUUACCCCAAGCGGUCGCUCCACGGCCACUCUCACAUCGUCUCCGACUGCGUUAUCUCGUCGGAUGGCGCUUAUGCCCUCUCUGCCUCGUGGGAUAAGACUCUCCGUCUCUGGGAGCUCUCCUCCGGCACCACCACACGCCGUUUCGUCGGCCACACCAACGACGUCCUGUCCGUCUCUUUCUCCGCCGACAACCGCCAGAUCGUCUCCGGUUCCCGCGAUCGCUCCAUCAAGCUCUGGAACACCCUCGGUGACUGCAAGUUCACCAUCACCGACAAGGGCCACUCCGACUGGGUUUCCUGCGUUCGCUUCUCCCCCAACCCCCAGAACCCCGUGAUCGUCUCUGCCGGCUGGGACAAGCUCGUCAAGGUUUGGGAGCUCUCCAGCUGCAAGCUCCAGACCGACCACAUCGGCCACACCGGUUACAUCAACACCGUCACCAUCUCGCCCGAUGGAUCCCUCUGCGCUUCCGGUGGCAAGGACGGCACCACCAUGCUCUGGGAUCUCAACGAGAGCAAGCACCUCUACUCCCUCAACGCCAACGACGAGAUCCACGCCCUCGUCUUCUCCCCCAACCGCUACUGGCUCUGCGCUGCCACCUCCAGCAGCAUCAUCAUCUUCGACCUCGAGAAGAAGAGCAAGGUUGAUGAGCUCAAGCCCGACUUCGCCAACGUUGGCAAGAAGAGCCGCGAGCCCGAGUGCGUCUCCCUUGCGUGGAGCGCUGAUGGCCAGACUCUGUUCGCUGGCUACACGGACAACAUCAUCCGUGCUUGGGGUGUCAUGUCCCGCGCUUAAGUUGAAUGGAAUGGUUAAUGCUUGAGUGCCCGGGGAUCAGUCGGGGCCGGCUGAGGGGGAGGAAUGAGAGGUUGGUUUUAUGGGUGGUUUGCUAUAAAAUCGGCCGCGCUGCCGCGUGGGGAGAAAAUACCAGGAAGCGUCGCGAUAUAUCGAUGGGUUCCAACGGCUGGGAGGGGCGUACUUCGGAAUGCUUGUCUUCGCUUUGGGUUCUCUUUCAUGACACAG
This is a messenger RNA of Podospora pseudocomata, 1347 nucleotides long. RefSeq names its product cross-pathway control WD-repeat protein cpc2 (gene cpc2). Gene Ontology annotation, cellular component: nucleus; cytosol. Gene Ontology annotation, biological process: rescue of stalled cytosolic ribosome; positive regulation of protein phosphorylation. Gene Ontology annotation, molecular function: ribosome binding; protein kinase C binding; translation regulator activity. The coding region runs from base 172 to 1122 and encodes 316 amino acids. NCBI's taxonomy places the organism in Eukaryota, Fungi, Ascomycota, Sordariomycetes, Sordariales, Podosporaceae. The record is from RefSeq and is a predicted model, not a curated record. The transcript has 5 exons.